AUGGGAUCUUUCAAGGGUCAUGCUUUGCCAGGGACAUUGUUUCUUCUAGUUGGGUUGUGGCACAUAUGGGGCUCUGUGGUGAGAUAUGUUCGUAAUCCUAUGACAUUUCAAGUCAGGGUUUGGAAUCCUGUGCCAGGGUUUGAUGGGAGGCUCAAGCACCUGGAGCUAUAUGUUAUUGCAAUUGGUGCUUUCAUUGACAUGUGCAUCGAGCUCUUGUAUUCAACCCACCUCAAGUUUUUUGUUGAUGGAGUCCUUAAUCCUUCUCACAUGAAUGACUUUGAGCACUCAGGAAUGCUUCUCAUGUUUUUCAUCUUUGGUGUUGUUGCCUUACUUUCCCAAAAGACCAGAUUUGUUCCCUUGCCAGAAGGUGCUCUUUGUUUGAUUGCUGCUGCAGCAUUCUCUGCAGAAUAUCUUCUAUUCUACUUCCACUCAACGACACACAAGGGCCUUGAGGGCUAUUACCACACCCUCCUUGUCUUCCUGGUAGGACUCUGCAUUUUGUCUUCAGUUGCUGGAGCCCUUUUGCCAACAAGCUUUCCAGUGGAUUUAUGCAAUGGCAUUGCUAUAGCCCUGCAAGGUUUAUGGUUCUAUCAGACUGCAUUUGUUCUGUAUGGCCCUAUGAUGCCAAGUGGUUGUAAGCUUAGGGAAAAUAGUGUCACAUGUCAUUCUGCUGAUAGUGAGGUUCGGGGUGAAUUGCUUGCUAACUUUCAGCUCUUUGUUGCUGUUCUUGUGGUCCUUGUGGGAACUGUGGUAUCAUAUAAUUUUGCCACUUCAAGAUAUGGGAAUAAUGAAGUUAAGAGUUUGCAUGAGGUUGACUUAGCUGAGGAAUGA
This is a messenger RNA of Sphenostylis stenocarpa, 831 nucleotides long. The record is from the annotation of a GenBank genome assembly. NCBI's taxonomy places the organism in Eukaryota, Viridiplantae, Streptophyta, Magnoliopsida, Fabales, Fabaceae.